Molecule: messenger RNA, 1573 nt
Organism: Chrysochloris asiatica (Cape golden mole)
Lineage: Eukaryota; Metazoa; Chordata; Mammalia; Afrosoricida; Chrysochloridae
Gene: NPEPL1
Product: aminopeptidase-like 1
Exons: 12
Coding region: 2-1573 (523 amino acids)
Biological process (GO): proteolysis
Cellular component (GO): cytoplasm
Molecular function (GO): metalloaminopeptidase activity; manganese ion binding
Source: RefSeq, a predicted model, not a curated record
GAUGGCGAACGUGGGGCUGCAGUUCCAAGCGAGCGCCGGGGACGCGGACCCGCAGAGCCGGCCGCUGCUGCUGCUAGGCCAGCUGCCCCACCUGCACCGCGUGCCCUGGAGCCACAUCCGCGGGAAGCUGCAGCCCCGGGUCACCGAGGAGCUCUGGCAGGCAGCUCUCAGCACACUCAACCCCAACCCCACAGACAGCUGUCCCCUGUACCUCAACUGUGCUACGGUGGCUGCCUUGCCCUCCAGGGUGAGCCGCCACAACAGCCCCUCUGCUGCCCACUUCGUGACCCGGCUGGUGCGGACCUGCCUGCCUCCAGGAACCCAUCGGUGUGUGCUGAUGGUGUGUGAGAGACCUGAUGUCUUUGCCUCGGCCUGUGCGCUGGCCAGGGCCUUCCCGCUGUUCACCCACCGCUCAGGUGUCGCACGGCGCACGGAGAAAAAGACAGUCACAGUGGAGUUCUUCCUGGUGGGACAGGACAACGGGCCAGUGGAGCUGUCCACUCUACAAUGCCUAACGAAUGCCACAGAAGGUGUACGGCUGGCAGCCCGGAUCGUGGACACGCCCUGCAACGAGAUGAACACAGACACCUUCCUUGAGGAGAUCAAGAAAGUUGGGAAAGACCUGGGGAUUGUGCCAACUGUCAUCCGGGAUGAGGAGCUGAAAAUGAGAGGAUUUGGAGGAAUCUAUGGUGUUGGCAAAGCCGCCCUGCACCCACCUGCUCUGGCUGUCCUCAGCCACACCCCAGAAGGGGCCACCCAGACCAUCGCAUGGGUGGGCAAAGGCAUUGUUUACGACACCGGAGGCCUCAGCAUCAAAGGGAAGACCACCAUGCCUGGGAUGAAGCGGGACUGCGGUGGAGCUGCAGCCAUCCUGGGAGCCUUCCGAGCCACCGUCAGACAGGGCUUCAAAGACAACCUCCACGCGGUGUUCUGCUUGGCAGAGAACGCCGUGGGACCCUGUGCAACGAGGCCGGAUGACAUCCACCUGCUGUACUCAGGGAAGACGGUGGAGAUCAACAACACAGAUGCGGAGGGCCGUCUGGUGCUUGCUGAUGGCGUGGCCUACGCUUGCAAGGACCUCAGUGCCGAUAUCAUCCUGGAUGUGGCCACGCUGACCGGGGCUCAGGGCAUUGCCACAGGGAAGUACCACGCCGCGGUGCUCACCAACAGCGCCGAGUGGGAGGCAGCCUGCGUGACCGCCGGCAGGAAGUGUGGGGACUUGGUGCACCCACUGGUCUACUGCCCCGAGCUGCACUUCAGCGAGUUCACCUCAGCAGUGGCCGACAUGAAGAACUCGGUGGCGGACCGGGAUAACAGCCCCAGUUCUUGCGCUGGCCUCUUCAUCGCCUCCCAUAUCGGCUUCGACUGGCCCGGGAUCUGGGUCCACCUGGACAUCGCUUCGCCUGUGCAUGCCGGAGAACGAGCCACCGGCUUUGGCGUGGCCCUGCUGCUGGCCCUCUUUGGCCGGGCCUCAGAGGACCCUCUGCUGAACCUGGUGUCUCCGCUGGGCUGUGAGGCCGACGCACAAGUUGAGGACAUGGAAAGGGAUUCGAAGCGGCGCCGACUGGUGUGA